This is a messenger RNA of Saccostrea echinata, 1396 nucleotides long. RefSeq names its product neuromedin-U receptor 2-like. Gene Ontology annotation, biological process: G protein-coupled receptor signaling pathway. NCBI's taxonomy places the organism in Eukaryota, Metazoa, Mollusca, Bivalvia, Ostreida, Ostreidae. Gene Ontology annotation, cellular component: membrane. Gene Ontology annotation, molecular function: G protein-coupled receptor activity. The transcript has 2 exons. The coding region runs from base 106 to 1233 and encodes 375 amino acids. The record is from RefSeq and is a predicted model, not a curated record.
AUUUUUGAAUGUUUAGAAUAUGCUCUUCACAGUUACUGUGUGAGCUGCUGCCCUUCAAAAAGGGCUUACAAAGAGUAAACACAGAUAUCACUGAAUUUCUAAACAAUGAACAUCACUUCGGAAGUCACAGUCUCUUCUCCGUUACAGCACACAAACUUUAAAACAUUGGAGGAGUUCAACGAUGAAAAGGCAAGACAGAGACUUCCUACAAUUAUAUUUCUGUGUAUUCUUAUAGCCUUUGGUAUCAUUGGAAAUAUGGUUGUCCUGGUUGUGUACACCCUGAGGUACCGUUCAUCAACCUUUCGGACAUACAUCCUGACAUUAGCAGCUGUGGACCUCUUAUCUUGCCUUAUAGCCAUGCCUGUGGAAUUAGUGGAUAACUUGUACCCACUUAUGUUCUUCAUCGAAGGAUUCUGCAAAGGGGGAAGAUUCUUGGGUCAUGUUUUUAAAAUUGGAUCUGCAUUUAUUAUUUUGGUAAUGGCAGUUGGCCGAUUUAAAAAGAUAUGCAGACCAUUCAGUAAACCUAUCUCUGUCAAGCAAGCUCAAAUUCUGUGUACCAUUGCAAUAUUUGUAGCCAUCUUAUUUGCUUGGCCGAAUGCAAUUAUUCAAGGCAUGCGCCACCAUUAUUUGAAGGGUGGUGUAAUCGGUUAUGACUGCUCCAUCGAUGAUAAGGUGAAGAUGACAAUCUACCCUUUUGUCUACACAAUUGUUUUGACCGUUGUCUAUACCUCUGUUUUCUUCAGCCUAGUUGUGUUGUACACGAUCGUCAUCCUUAAACUCCAACAUCAUAACCAAGCAGAGGAGAAAAAACAUCGAGUCAGUCCUCGAAUUACAAAGAUAAUGAUUGCUAUAACUGUGGCCUUCAUUCUCUCCUAUUUACCAGACUGUAUCCUGGAUGCCAAUUCUACCUUUAACAAAGGAAACACGCUACCUUCUACACCAGUGGUUCUGGGAACAUUACCUUUACUAGCCAGGGCCUAUUUUGUAAAUAACGUAAUCAACCCUGUUAUUUAUUUUGUUGGGGAAUCAAAAUUUCGUAGAAUCAUAAAACUGUCCAUGUUGUGGAUCUUCCACUAUCUGUUUCAUCGGAAGAAAAAUGCAGUUGGUUCACAACAUUUUCAGAUGUCAGAUACCUUCAGAAAUGAGGACCAGCUGAUGGUCACAAUGAGGCAAACAACAUCAAGCACUAGAUCACAGCAUCCAGGAAACCAAAACAGUGAAUUCAAAGCAUGAAGGAAACUUUCAUAAACUUAAUAAAAUUGAAGGAAACUGUAUACCGAUACAGAAGAACUAUUAGCAAAUUUGGUAUAUAUACAAACUGUAAAGACAAAAACCACCAAACUUUUGUAAUGCUGAUAAUCUAUCCCAUUUAAAAAAAUUAAAAAGUUUCUGUGUG